AUGGGCGAGAUGGACAAACGACAAAGAUUAACCAUCCUUAACAUAGUUAUCCGAGAUAUGAGACUCCGAGUCCGUGGCCCUAAUGGCCAGUCUACGGUCACACUAGAGGACACUGCGACGGUAGAGGAGCUUCUUCAAAGCAUCAGCCAAGCGACCUCAUUAACAUCAUAUGAUAUAAAAUAUGGAUAUCCACCACAGCCUCUUACCCUAAACCAAUUUGAUGCUAAGACACAAGUCGUCGAUAUCGGCGUCAACCUUAAUGGGGAGCAGCUCAUAGUGAGCCAGCGGGAAGCACCGGCGGACAAGCCAUUAUCCUCCGCAGAGCAACAGCCAUCAGAGCAGCAAGUGAGAGAGCGGUCAUCUACACCCCUUUCCCUCGCAAAGAAAAAAAGCAGUAUAGAGGACAACGCUCCUGAGGUUCCAUCUCCUGAGCAUGGGGGAACAAUUAUUCUUCGAGUCAUGCCUGAUGAUAACUCGUGCCUUUUUCGUGCUGUUGGCAGUGCAGUCAUAGGCGCGAUGGAUGCAAUGACCGAACUACGAUCUAUCAUCGCCCAGACUAUUCAGGAGCAACCAGAUUUUUAUACUGCCGCGGUUCUGGAAAAGUCCCCAGACGAUUAUUGUCGGUGGAUCCAGACUGAGAAUGCGUGGGGCGGUGGAAUUGAACUUGGCAUCCUUAGCAAGCAUUUUGAGAUUGAGAUAUGUUCGAUUGACGUCCAGACCCUACGGAUAGACCGGUUCAACGAGGGUUGUCCUACCCGUUGCGUCGUAGUAUACUCAGGCAUACACUAUGACACAGUUGCCCUGUCACCGUCUGAUGAGCCUUACACUCAUGCCUAUGCACCACCAGAGUUCGACACCAGGAUAUUCGACUCGUCGGACCCGUUAAAUGCAACGUCUGCGGAGGACUCUUUGUGGGAGAAAAAGGGGCCACAGCCCACGCUUCAGAAACUGGCCAUUAUGACUUUGGGGAAGCAGGCUAAUGCCGGAUACAUUUUCAAUCUUAGCAUUUACGAAAGCCCUCAAUCUAUCUUCCAUGGGUCGCAGACUUUUCAGUGA
Messenger RNA from Microsporum canis CBS 113480, 1056 nucleotides. Its product is annotated as ubiquitin thioesterase OTU1. Gene Ontology annotation, cellular component: nucleus; cytosol. Gene Ontology annotation, molecular function: cysteine-type deubiquitinase activity. The record is from RefSeq and is a predicted model, not a curated record. Gene Ontology annotation, biological process: protein deubiquitination; endoplasmic reticulum unfolded protein response. Lineage: Eukaryota; Fungi; Ascomycota; Eurotiomycetes; Onygenales; Arthrodermataceae. The coding region runs from base 1 to 1056 and encodes 351 amino acids. The transcript has 4 exons.